This is a messenger RNA of Geodia barretti, 457 nucleotides long. Lineage: Eukaryota; Metazoa; Porifera; Demospongiae; Tetractinellida; Geodiidae. The record is from the annotation of a GenBank genome assembly.
CCCUGUUUCUCUUCUCUCUCCCUCUCCCUUCUUCCUCGCUCAAUUCAGACCCACAAUCCGCCCAUUCUCUACAAUCUUGCACAAGAUCCAUCUGAAGCUAUUCCGCUAGAUGCAAGUGAUUACACGGGACUCCUGGAAGAAUUGGACGCAAUAAUCAAGGAGCACACUCAGUCCAUCGGAACACCGCCCAAGGCCCAGCUCGACGACAUGGACUGGACCGAGAAAGUCGCCCCCUGCUGUAACCACGACGACGACUGCGUCUGCUCCACCGGGGGUGGACCAGUUGGUAUCCCAUUUGUGGAUGGGAUGGACCGGAAUGAAUACGGGCCAAGCCUGUACUAUCAAAGGAGCUGGCUGUAAACUAUUGUGACAUUAUUUGUGCAUAUGUACAUGUAUGUGUGUGAUGUUUUAUUUGGUGUAAAGAUAAGAUGAGCUAUUUUUUAACUUUUUGUUGUGA